UAAGUUUCAAAAAGGCCAAGAAUUUUAACUGCAAAACUUGUUUCGUUGUUGGUGGAGGGGUGAGGCGCGUCGUGGUGGUUUCCCGCUCUCUACACAAACUGAAAGAAUGACAAAAUUUCAAUUAUUUCGCUUGUCACGACUUUAUAAUCGGAUUGAAGCGUACCUGCUAAUAGCUGCAAUUCAAAUAAAUUUACUGUUCAUAUUUUAUGAGCACAAAUAACUUUUAUUUUGUCAACCAGACAGUUCAUAUAUUCCGAUGCAUAUUUUUUGUAGUUUUCCGCGUACUUUUUCUUCGUCAACUCUAACCAUGCCGCAGUUGUCGUCAUCUUCGUAUCCCUUUCGAUUUGUUUGCCGUUUCUCAUGUUCAGACAUUCAAAACGUAUUCCGUAAGAAGUUAAUUUAAGUUUUUCAACUUGAAUAAAAAAAAAAUCGUGAACUUAUAAAAAUAUUUUGACAAGGGAAAAAAACGAAAACAUAUUUUAUUGUUAUCAUUGCCGACUUGUUAUAUUUUAUUUAUUUAUUCUUUUUUGCUUUCUGUUUUUAUUCUCUUUCGUCAUUUGAACGCAGUACACAACUAAUACUGCCAGUGAAUCGGCUUCAAUAGAUUUUUGAUAGAACAGUUUUGAAGUUUUAAAUCCAUAAAUAUUGUAUAAAUUUGCUAUUUAUUGCAAAACUUUGAUAAUCUCCCCUCCAACGAUUUGUGGUUGCGAUUCCAUUUUGGUUGUGGCGUUUCAAAAGAAUAUUUUUUAUGAAGACAGCUAAUUUUCAACUGGAAAUGUCCUGUCAUUCAAACUAGUCAUGGUUGAAACAGACUUGAAAGAUGUGUUCAUAAGCGGUUCGGUUUCGAAAACGACUUCGAUGAAAUCUUCCAAAACAGUGCCAGAUUUCCGAUAUCAAUAUUUAAGUCACUGUGAUAUAAACACAUAUUUGGAUACGCUACAAGCAAAAUACCCACAUUUGGUCAAAAUCAAAACAAUUGGCUAUUCUUUUGAAAGACGCGCACUAAAAUCCAUUCAUAUAUCAACAUCAAUGAUGACAAAGGUCAAUGAGUUGGAGCCGGUGAAUAAGAAAGCAAAAUCAACCCUGAAUGGCAUCAACAGAUCCAAGUCGGCAUUGAAACGAAAGCAAGUCGUGCUAAUUGAUGGGGGAAUGCAUGCUCGUGAAUGGUGCACAAUUUCAACAGCUCUCCACUGUGCCAGUCAAUUAACCGACAAUUUUGACGAGAAUAAAAAUUUACUCGAAAUUUUUGAUUUUGUUAUUGUACCUUGUGUCAAUAUCGAUGGAUACGAAUUCUCGCGUUGCUAUAAGAAGAUGUGGCGAAAGUCUCGGAGACCGAUUGAAUUCUCCAAAUUCAUUGGUGUGGAUUUUAAUCGAAAUUUCAGUGUUGGGUGGGAAACAGCAUCACAAAAAACAUCGAGUUGUACAUACCGCGGUGAAAAACCAUUUUCAGAGCCGGAAACUAGGAUCAUCAAGCGUCUCAUGCAUUCACUGAAACCAACAUUUUACCUAACACUCCACUCAUUCAGCAAAUCAAUCAUGUUUCCAUAUGCAUUUACAAGCAUGUUACCCUACAACUGGAUGAGUCUUCAUAGUUUGGCUAAAGCAGCCGGACAAGCAAUACAAAAAGAGACGGGUACAAAGUUUCGCAUUGGCAGCGUAGCUUCGAUAAUAAAAAAUGCCAAGGCAAGUGGCGGAGGAAGUGUUGAUUACGCCCAUAAAACGGCCAAAAUACCAUUUGUCAUUGUUAUGGAGUUAUCAGGAGGUAGCUUCCAGCCACCGGCCAUAGCUAUUAAUGGCGUCCUAUUGGAAAGUUGGAUUGGAAUUCACGCUAUGUGCUCAUUCUUGAAAAAUAGAAAUAAAAUUUAAAGAUAAAUUAAAUAAAAACCAAUUCAUUUUGAAUUAAUAUGAAAUAUCAAUUCAAUGCCGACAACAUAGGUGGCGUUCUUGAUAUAUCUGUGCCAGAACGAAAAAAAAUGCAACGAAGAAAAUAAAUUAAAUUGAUUUUCUAAAAUGCGAUCAUAGUUUUCAUACAGGGAGUUGCACAUUUCU
Messenger RNA from Sitodiplosis mosellana (orange wheat blossom midge), 2049 nucleotides. Its product is annotated as carboxypeptidase B-like. The record is from RefSeq and is a predicted model, not a curated record. Gene Ontology annotation, biological process: proteolysis. Gene Ontology annotation, molecular function: metallocarboxypeptidase activity; zinc ion binding. NCBI's taxonomy places the organism in Eukaryota, Metazoa, Arthropoda, Insecta, Diptera, Cecidomyiidae. Bases 799 to 1866 code for a protein of 355 amino acids. The transcript is spliced from 4 exons.